AUGGAAAUUGAAAAUAAUAGGCAAAAACCUAACAUUUUGAUUACUGGUACACCAGGAGUUGGAAAAAGUACAUUAGGAAAAUUGUUAAGUGAACAUGUUGAGGGUCUCCAGUAUGUUGAUGUUGGAUUGUUAAUAAAUUAAAGGAAAUUGUAUAAGGAAUGGAAUUAAGAAUUUAAUGUACCUGAAUUUGAUUAGGAUAUGGUAUGUGAUGAAUUAGAAAAUGCUAUGCAAACUGGAGGAAUGAUCAUAGAUUUUCAUACAUCUUCAUUCUUUCCUGAAAGAUGGUUCGACUUAGUUGUAUUGCUAAGGACCAACAACACUGUCUUAUAUGACAGACUCAAAGCCAGAGGAUACGAAGAUAAGAAGAUAACAGAGAACAUCGAGUGUGAAAUUCUAGAUGUCAGCAAAGAUGAGGUCGAAAGUUCUUAUAAACAAAAUAUUAUUAUGGAAUUGAAUAAUGAGGAAGUGGGUUAAUUAGAGCAAAACAUUUUAUAAAUAAUCGAGUAUUUAAAACAAUGGAAACAAGCAUAAUUGUAAAAGUAAUAACAGCAAUAAUAAAUCUAAUGAAAAUAUGUAUAUUAAUUAUAAACAUACCUUUAAGUGUC
Messenger RNA from Paramecium tetraurelia, 605 nucleotides. RefSeq lists its product as uncharacterized. The transcript has 3 exons. NCBI's taxonomy places the organism in Eukaryota, Ciliophora, Oligohymenophorea, Peniculida, Parameciidae. The record is from RefSeq and is a predicted model, not a curated record. Gene Ontology annotation, cellular component: cytoplasm; nucleus. Gene Ontology annotation, molecular function: AMP kinase activity; ATP binding; ATP hydrolysis activity.